Benincasa hispida (wax gourd) is the source of this 420-nucleotide messenger RNA. RefSeq lists its product as uncharacterized. Lineage: Eukaryota; Viridiplantae; Streptophyta; Magnoliopsida; Cucurbitales; Cucurbitaceae. The record is from RefSeq and is a predicted model, not a curated record.
AUGAAGGGUGUCUUAAGAUUCGGGAAGAAGGGCAAGCUAAGGUCGCUUUUUGUAGGGCCAUUCGAGAUUUUGGAGCAGGUCGGUUCUGUGGCUUACCAUUUGGCCUUGCCAUCGUCCCUCUCCACGGUCCAUAAUGUAUUUCAUGUCUCCAUUUUGAGGAAGUAUUUAAUGGACCCAUCGCAUAUGGUGGACUUUGAGCCCUUGCAAUUGAAUGAAAACUUGAGUUACAAGAAGAAGCCCGUGCAAGUUGUGGCCAGGGAGGUGAAAGUUUUGUGCAGCAAGGAGGUGUCACUGGUGAAGGUUCUGUGGCAGAAUCAUCAAAGUUUGAGGAAGCUACUUGGGAGCAAAAAGGACAAGAUGAGAACACUUGCUUCCAGAGCUCUUUCAGGAUUAAAACUUUCGAGGAACGAAGUUUAUUAA